This is a messenger RNA of Gadus chalcogrammus (walleye pollock), 2968 nucleotides long. RefSeq names its product golgin subfamily A member 6-like protein 25. The coding region runs from base 4 to 1269 and encodes 421 amino acids. The transcript has a single exon. Lineage: Eukaryota; Metazoa; Chordata; Actinopteri; Gadiformes; Gadidae. The record is from RefSeq and is a predicted model, not a curated record.
AAUAUGAAAGAGGCAAUAAAAGAGUUGGUUGAAAAGACACAUCAAGACAUUACAAUGAAGAUGCAAUUCAUAGAGCAGAAGAUUCUGGAUGCACAAAAUCAGACAACUAACUUGGAAAUUCAGCAAAAAGAAAUGGAAGAGCAGAAAUUGGAGAUUGACACACACUUUGAACAAAUACAAAGACACAGAGAAGAUCUGAUCAAUAUGAAAUCGGACAUGAUGGUACAAAAACAAGAAAUGCAAAAGAAUUGGAACGAGGAGCUGCUACUGGAGAAACAAGAUCUCAAUACGGAAAAGGAAGCAGUAGACAGGCAAAGCAAAUAUCUGGACACAGUUAAAGAAACAAUCAACAAAGACAACCUUGACUUGGAUAUCAUGAGGUCUGAAAUCCAGAAAGAAACAGAGGCACUGGAAAGAGAGAAAGAAAAGAUCCGGGAACAAACUGAGAUACUAGAAAGAGAUCAAUCUUUUGUGAGAGUAGAAAAAGAAAGACUUGAAAUGGCAAAGGCGGAACUCCAAGAAAAGCAAGACAAAGUUCAUGGUCUACAGAGCGAUUUGAACAGUGACAGAGAAAAGAUGGACCAUUUACUUCUUGAAGGCCAAAAGAAAAUCCAAGAACUUCAUAAAGAGAUACAACACAUGGCCCAAAAACAGAAACAACAAGAGCUUCUAGACAGUGACCUGAAACGAUUGACUGAUGAUCUCCAAAUUGGGCAGGAAAAUCUAAUAAAACAACAGGAGGAAGUUCAACGUUUUAAGAGUGAUGUCAUGAAUAAGAAGGAGGAGCUUAAAGUGAUCAUGGAAAGAAUCUUUGAAGAGACAGCACAGCUUGAACAAGAGAAGCUUGAUAUUCAUGAAGAGCGAAGAAAGGCCUUGGACGAAAGGACGAUGCUAGAAAGAGAUUUGUCGGAAGUAAGGAUGAGAGAAGAAGAGGCCAUGCAAACGAUAAGACACAACACAAAUAUGAAAGAGGCAAUAAAAGAGUUGGUUGAAAAGACACAUCAAGACAUUACAAUGAAGAGGCAAUUAAUAGAGCAGAAGAUUCUGGAUGCACAAAAUCUGACAACUAUCUUGGAAAUUCAGAAAAAAGAAAUUGAACAGCAGAAAUUGGAGAUUGACACACACUUUGAAACAGAUACAAAGACACAGAGAAGAUCUGAUCAAUAUGAAAUCGGACAUGAUGGUACAAAAACAAGAAAUGCAAAAGAAUUGGAACGAGGAGCUGCUACUGGAGAAACAAGAUCUCAAAUACGGAAAAGGAAGCAGUAGACAGGCAAAGCAAAUAUCUGGACACAGUUAAAGAAAAAAUCAACAAAGACAACCUUGAUUUGGAUAUCAUGAGGUCUGAAAUCCAGAAAGAUACAGAGGCACAGGAGAGAGAUCAAUCUUAUAUGAAAGCCGGAAAAGAAAGAGAGAACCUGAAUACACUAUCCUUAAAACUCAAAGAGCUGAUAAUUAUAUUACAAUGUACAGUAAGAAAACAUGAGGAAAUCAAAAUUAAACAACAAGAAUGUAAUGAUAAAUGGAAAACUAUGCUGAAUUCUUAUUUGCAUCUUGACAAAAUUAAGAUAGAUUUGAAAGCUCAAUAUGACGUUGUCGCAAAACUUCUGUGGGAUGUUAAGAGAAACAAGGGAAAAAUUGAACAUAUCUCUGUUCAAACCCAGACUAACUUUCCUCAAGAGCAGAUCAAACAAAAAGGCCCCGAAAUUCCCCAAAGUGCUGCCGACGAGAGCUUUAAAAGAAUAAUAAAUGAGGAUCCCAUACAACACAAUGAUAACGAUGACCACCAAGAGAACGCCACAACAGCUGAAAACAUUUCUACAAAAGAUGUCCAUGUCUCUAACCAAGAUAAAUUGCGGAAGAUGUGGAAAGAGACAAGAAUGGAACGGAGGGAGAUCGACCACAUGAAGAGCAGAGGUACCAAGAUGAGAAAGAACCUGGAGCAGAAGCUGCAGACCCUUCGCGACAUAGUCAAGAGGCCUCACUUGCAAAGAGAGGACAAAGAGCCCUCGCAGACAACGAGCAUAGAUUCGCAAGAGGAAGACCGAAUCCACCAGCAGCCAAGCAACCGAAAGAUGCUAGCUGACAAAUACAGAGAGCUUGAGCAACUUAGAGCACAGCUGCUUGGAAAGCUUGAGAAACUGAAAGGAAGCAGAUUCCGAAGAUGGACUAACGAUAGAGCCAUGCAGACAGGGCCAGAUCCCCACAGAGAGGUACAGCCACAGGGUGGGACAGUAAACGAACAAGAGCCUCAGGCUGGAAGGGGCUCAACAGGACUUCUGAGUCGACUUCAACGGUACUGCUGCCACAGCUGCUGCUGCUGUCCUGAGUGCUGUGGACACUCGUCCAAGGACGAGGCAUCCCAAGAUUAGGCGUAGAAGGUCUGCCAUAAACAGAAAGGAUGUUUCCAUGUGCUUGUUAUGCUUUACCUAACAGUGCUUUUGUUUGGCUUUUAUUCUGUUUUGUUGUAUACAGAUUGUUGUAUUGAUGCAUUACAUAUCUUUAGUAUAUAUUUAAAGAGUGUGUACUAAUAUAACAGAGACAGUUAAUUUAAUCUGACUUGUUGAUUGAUUGUUGUAGCUAUUAUCAAAAAGGAAGCGAAGAGUGGUGUUUUUGGGGACUUUUUGAUCACAUUCAUAUAUUAGUAUUAACCUAGUAAUGUUCAAAAUGUUAUUUUACAUUCAAACUUUCAUUAUUAUUGUUUGCUUUACAUAUACAUCAUAUACAUAUACAAACAAUACAUACAACUCAAUUUAUUUUAUUUGUCACAAUUCUACUGGACAAUCUUGAGUAAAAUUGCAAGUCAUUAAAAUAGUUUUAUUAAUUGAAAAUAAUUAUGUGCGAUUGCUUUAAAAAAUAUGGUAGUAUGUCUGUAUAUGUGGUAGUAGCCAAGAGUAAAGCCAGUAAAGGCUUACUAUUGCUGUAGAGAUGCCAUUAAUGAAAAAAAGAGAAUAAAAUAAAAAAUAUA